GACCCCGCGACCACUCAAUUAUUCAUUAUUUACAGACUGCCACCAACCACCCCCAACUACCCUGAUUCUGCCUGUUUGUGUGCAACGACGCCACUCUGCAAGCCCAAGGAACAUCCCAUCUUCUUCUUCACUCCAUAUUCUCUUGUCUCACACUUCUAUAAACUUGAUCCUGCACUGCUUCACCAAACCCCAUACUCUCCGGACUCGAACGUGAGGAACAAUCUACAGCCAAGCGGAAAAAUACCAGGCCAAGCAAGGCUACGGAAGCUCUCAAAAGCGGGUUCCCUCGAUUGCAUAAUCUCUCCGUUUGCAGCCUACCACCAAACCCCAACCGACCUGGAAAAGCUGUCUUAAACACCCUCGGGCCUUCCCAUCCUCUAUCGGAUACAUCAUUUCCCCAAAGAUCUUCCCUGCCUCAUCCUUCUUACUUGAGACACCCACCCACAACACACCGAAGACCCUCAACCCAAAGCGCCAAGAUGGGCAAACAACCAAACCUCUACUCCUUCCCCACCGUCAACGACCUCGCCCCCGGCCUGCGCCACUACGUCGUGCAAGCCCAAAACUCCGGCAUCAGCAGGCACGGCACCUUCAAAGUCGCCGUCUCUGGCGGUUCCCUCCCCAAGACCCUGGCUGCGGCUCUCCUCCCCCCCUCCACCGCCCCAGAGGACACCCUCGACUUCUCGAAGUGGGAGAUCUUCUUCGCCGACGAGCGCGCCGUGCCCCUCGACCACGCGGACUCCAACUACGCCCUCCUCCAAGCCGAGCUCCUCUCCAAGAUCCCCGCCGAGCUCGGCGCCCCUGCCGUCCACCCCAUCGAUGUCGCGCACCUUGAUGACGUCCAGGAGAUGGCGGACCAGUACGAGAAGUUGCUUGUGCGCAACUUCGCGCAGCGCGAUUCUGUCAAGCUGCCUAUCUUCGACUUGAUCCUGCUUGGUUGCGGACCAGAUGGGCAUACGUGCUCGCUGUUCCCGGGCCAUGAGUUGCUCCGCGAAUCGGACGCGUGGGUCGCGUCCAUUGAGGAUAGCCCGAAGCCGCCGGCGAAGCGGAUUACGCUUACGCUGCCGGUGGUGAAUCAUGCGGUCAAGAUUGCGUUUGUGGCGACGGGAGGGGGAAAGAAGGAGGUACUGAAGCAGAUCUUUGAGGAUGGGACGGGGCUGCCGUGUGCGCUUGUUAAUGAAGGGGGUGGGGAUAGAGUGAGCUGGUUUGUGGAUGAUGCGGCGGUGGAGGGGGUGAGCUACCCGAGAAGGGGGAGCUUGUGAGCUCUGCCUCUGGGAAUGAUGGUUCUUAGUGAGCAAUGUCAUUUUGCAGGUGCGGUGGCCGGAUAAGACAGGACGGCUGUGGAUAGGGGAGGUGGAGGAAUGCUAUCGCUUCCCUCAUCAUGAGCUCUCAGUGGUUUUUGAUUGCUUGUUGGCUUGAAAUAGAGGGGAUAAAGGGCUCAGUACCGCAACGAAGCGUGGUAAUGGGAGGGGGGAAGUGAGAAUUUGUGAAGGGAGUUAUUUAGCAUUGCUAUCCGCCACUCAUAUUUUACGCUGGCCUUUGAAGAUGAUGAGGCUGUUGGUCGAAACAAGUGUAGCUUCACCAAUUUAUUUUGUUGGCCACCAUUCGAGCCUAUUGCAUGUUGCAAUGUGAUACGUAGUGGUAUAAAACAAUCCCCUCAUCUUCAUCCAGGCAGCACCGUAUAAAUCUAAAAUGUAAACCUUUCAUCCAUAUAAG
Pseudogymnoascus verrucosus is the source of this 1716-nucleotide messenger RNA. RefSeq names its product suppressor of los1-1 (gene SOL1). Gene Ontology annotation, molecular function: 6-phosphogluconolactonase activity. Bases 480 to 1262 code for a protein of 260 amino acids. Gene Ontology annotation, biological process: pentose-phosphate shunt; carbohydrate metabolic process. The record is from RefSeq and is a predicted model, not a curated record. NCBI's taxonomy places the organism in Eukaryota, Fungi, Ascomycota, Leotiomycetes, Thelebolales, Thelebolaceae. The transcript has a single exon.